AUGAGCGAUCCGAUUGGGUUUGGAGAGCUCGGGGAGCUGGGUAGGACCCUUGAUGAGGACAUGAUGAUGAAUAGCGCCGUCUUUGACGGCGCGCUCGACGCCAUCUACUCCAAAUUCGACCUGGGCAACCCCGACGAUCUCGCCUCGCUGUACGGAGUCAGCCCUGGCGCCCCCGACGUGCGCGACGUGCGGGUCCCGGCGCAGACCGGGACCGGGACCGGGACCGGAUCCGGCGACGGAUCCGGCGACGGAUCCGGCGCCUUCAACCCGAAGAUCGACGGCAAGGCGGAGACGACGAGCACGGCCGUGGGUAAGCGCGGGCGCGCAAACCUCAAUCAGGCGGAGGUGCAGAAGAGGUACCGCGAGCGGAAGAAGAACCGCAUGCUCGACCUCGAGAAGCAGGUGGAGGACCUCCGCGAGAAGGUGAAGGAACUCGAGAGGGAGAAGGCGCGGCGCGGGGAUGGGACCGACCUGAAGGAGGCCUCCGGCAGCGGCAACUCCACCCCCCCCGACGCGGCCACCACCACCACCGAAGGCGGGAGGAGCUCGGACGACGACACCACCACGCUUCUGCGGCCGUUCGCCGUCGCGCCGGGCGACGGGGAUCCCGAGUUCACCGAACGAAUGCUCCGCGAGGACGCCGCGAGGAGAAGCCGGGAUUCGAAGGGACUGAAAACCGACAGCGGGGACGGCAGCGGAUGCGAGGGUCACCUCACCUUCAUCAUCGAGGCGUCGGAGGCGCUAAAGCGCGGGGUGGAUGGGCCGUCAGCCACUGGCAAGUUUAAGAAUUACACAGAGGCGGAGAUCUGGUGGGGCGGGGUCACGGAGGUUUACAACAAGGCGGUUCGCAACAUACGCGAUCUCGUGGACGUGGGCGCGAACGACUCCAAUCUGAGGAGCGCCAUCGACGCCAUCUCCAACGUCGUGAGCGUCGCUCGAGAGUCCAGGUCCGAGCUCGCGGUGAUCUCCACGAUGACGAGAUCAGCCGAGAACAUGGAGAAGGACGCGGCGAGCAAAGGGCUUGACCUCAGGGCGGCAUGCAGGACGUCGUGCGCGCUGCUCGCCAAGAGCGUGGUGGACGCGAGCAUGCAGUCGCAAAACACCCAAGAGGUUCUCACAAAGCUCCAGAACGAGCUGCCGCCCAAAGAUCUCGAAAUCAUCGUGGACUGGUUCGAGUCGUACACGGACGAGUUUCAAAGGAUUGGGAUGGUCCGCUACAGUAUGAUUCAGAAGUACGAACAUACCAAGCUCACCGCGGACGUGCCGCACACGGUGUACGGUAUUCCGGCUUCGGAGGUUACCAAGGAGGAGGGGCCCUACGCGGAGGACAGCCGCGUGAUCAUGGAUUCCCUCAGAAAGGAAAUGUUGAUGUACAAGGACGGCAUCCAGGAUCUGCUGCAGCAGCUGCCGGUGCGAUCAGCGGCGCAGCUCUACCUAUCCGCGUUCCCGUCAGCGCCGGACCCGUUAUCCCUGGCGCUCGAGCUCAAGAAGAAGCUGCGACCGGAGUCGAAGGCGACGUCUGAGUGA
Messenger RNA from Micromonas commoda, 1527 nucleotides. RefSeq lists its product with no specific name. The transcript has a single exon. Lineage: Eukaryota; Viridiplantae; Chlorophyta; Mamiellophyceae; Mamiellales; Mamiellaceae. The coding region runs from base 1 to 1527 and encodes 508 amino acids. The record is from RefSeq and is a predicted model, not a curated record.